AUGUUAACCGUGGUAGCCCUUAGUUAUGUCGAAGGUCAAACUGAAACUGUGCUAGAUGACACGGAAUAUCCCGGAAUGCCGGAAAUGGUCAUCCAGAAUGGAUAUCCCGUGGAAAAUCAUGUGGUUACAACUUCGGAUGGAUAUGUACUAACAAUGCAUCGUAUACCUCAUGGAAAAGUUCCCGACGAUACAAAGAGGCCGGUUGUAUUUCUUCAACACGCACUUUUUAGUUCUUCAGCAGACUGGGUUGUCGUCGGACCUGCACGCGCUUUGGGAUAUCUCCUUGCUGAUCAUGGUUAUGAUGUCUGGAUGGGAAAUGCCAGAGGAAAUACAUAUUCUAGGGAACACGAAAUCCUUGAUCCUAAUUCAGAAGAAUUUUGGGAUUUCAGUUGGCACGAAAUAGGAAUUUAUGACUUAAGUGCCAUGUUGGACUACGUUACGACCAAUACAGGAUUAGCCAAAGUUCAUUACGUUGGCCACGCUCAAGGAGUAACUUCCCUUUUAGUUUUGCUUUCCAUUCUAACUGACUACAACAACUACUUCCUUUCAAUUUCUGCUUUGUCACCCGUAGCGUAUAUGUAUCACUGUAAAAGUCCUAUUAUGCGUGCUUUGGCAUUAUUACAGCUUCCUAUGGAAGUACUCAUUGCCAUUUCAGGAAACGGUGAAUUUAUACUAAGUAGUGAAUUGAUACAAUCAACAAACUCUGUAACAUGUAUGAAUGGUUCACCAGUCCAGGAGGUUUGUGCUAAUAUUAUCUUCCUCAUGAGUGGUUACGAUUCUGAACAACUCAAUCGAACUGAACUACCAGCUAUAAUGUCGAACUUACCUGCUCCAGUUUCAAAUAGACAAAUUAUUCACUUCAGCCAGAGCAUUAAUGUCAACAAUUUCCGGCAAUAUGACUAUGGACCAAUAGAAAAUUUGGACAAAUAUGGGACACUAACUCCACCAGAAUAUGCUCUUGAAAAAAUCACUGCUGCUAUUGGUCUAUUCUAUGGUAAGAACGACUGGAUAGCUGAUGUUGUAGAUGUUGAGCAUUUAUAUUCUAAACUACCUAAUGUAGUUAAAUAUCAUGAGGUGCCUUAUGACAAAUUCACUCACCUUGAUUUUCUAUAUGCUAUCGAUGUUAAGCCUUUGUUCUAUGACGAUUUGAUUGCAUUUAUUGACAGUAGCAAUAUCUGAAUCAUGUAAAA
This is a messenger RNA of Phlebotomus papatasi, 1190 nucleotides long. Its product is annotated as lipase 3-like. The record is from RefSeq and is a predicted model, not a curated record. NCBI's taxonomy places the organism in Eukaryota, Metazoa, Arthropoda, Insecta, Diptera, Psychodidae. Bases 1 to 1179 code for a protein of 392 amino acids. Gene Ontology annotation, molecular function: hydrolase activity, acting on ester bonds. Gene Ontology annotation, biological process: lipid metabolic process. The transcript is spliced from 3 exons.